Molecule: messenger RNA, 2094 nt
Organism: Durusdinium trenchii
Lineage: Eukaryota; Dinophyceae; Suessiales; Symbiodiniaceae
Source: the annotation of a GenBank genome assembly
AUGGCCUCCGUUCCGGCAGCAGCCGAAGCGCCGGACAGCGCGGCACCGGACGUGGCGCCGGUGUUCAGCGCGACCGACUCCGACCAAGCGCGGCACUUCGUGCAUCUCCGGGUCUUGACGCUCAGUGGCGAGGAGGUGGUGCCCUUGGCUCGCUAUGAAGGGUACCAGUUGCUCUUGGAUCUCAAGCGCGAGAUUGCCACGCGCACGGGUCACCCAGUUGCGCUCCAGCUGUUGAUGCUCAGCUCAGGGACGGUGCUUGAGGGUGACCGAAGGAGAUUCCAGACCCUGGGCCUGGAGGGUGAAGUCUCGCUGAACUUGAUCAUUCGGAGUCCGGCGAUUGACAGCUUGAAAGAACGUUUUCGAGCCAAUGGGAGCGCAGAUGGCAAUGAUUUCCAGGAGAUCAUCCUGACGUGCGCGACUGCCCGCGAACUCUUUCUCAAAGCGCCACCCCUCUUAGAGCUGGAGCCGCCGGUGGUCCUGGCAGCCAAUCUGCUGGGACAUUUGGAGCAGCUGAAUCACAUUCUUCAAAGCUCAGGGGAACCACCCGAGACGCAGUACCUCUUCCUGGGGAAUCAGGUGCAUGGAUCGUGCAGGGUGUUCGGACGCGGUCGCCGGACGCCGGAUCGAAUGCAUUUGCUGCGCGGGAAGCAGGAUUGUGCCACUCUGUCGCGGCUCUACGGCUUCUAUGCUGAGUGCAAGCAAAAGCUGAACGUGAAAGCCUGGAAAGCCUUCAUGAACGUCUUCAACGUGAUGCCCUUGGCCGCCCGAAUCGCUCAGAAGAUCUUCUGUGUCCACUCCGGUUUGUCCCCGCACUUGGAUCACCUGGAACAGCUCCGAGAUCUGGAGAGACCUACAGAUGUGCCGUCUGAUGGCCUGCUUUGUGAUCUCCUGUGGUCUUCUUUCGAGGAAACGGAGGAGGGCUGGGGCACCAAAGAUGAGCAGCUCUCCAUCACGACCGUCACAUUUGGGUCAAAGGUUCUUGAGACGUUUCUGACGCGCAACCACUUAGAGAUGAUGAUUUGUUCGCAGGGCGUCCCCGAGGAGGGCUACGAGUGGCUCAAAGGUGGCCAACUCCUGUCCAUCUUCAGCGCCUCGAGAUCCGUGCAGGACUUUCAAAACAAGGGCGCUAUCUUCAAGCUGAAUGAAGACUUGCAACACGAGGUCUCUGCGGACUACGCCCAGGGUCAGCACCAGGAGAGCUCCGUGCUUCUGCGAAGCCAGUCACGGCGCCUGGUCGCGCGGCUAGGCGGCGUGGAGCUGCUCAUGAAGGCCAUGCAGCGCUUCACGCGGAAUGAGCCGCUGCAGCGGAGCUGCUGCGCGGCCCUGGGGCAGUUGGCCAACGAGGUCAAGGAGGUCGAUGUGGAGCAGAAAGUGGUGCAAUUGCUGAUGCAGGCGCUUCGCGCUCCUCCCCGCGCGGCUGGAGGGACGGAGGCCUCCAGCUGCGCGCGCUACGGGGCGCAGGCGCUGAGGCACUUUGCCACGCAUGGGGAGACAAAGAGCUUCAUCGCGCGGCUUGGUGGCAUCGAAGAGCUGCACGACUUGGCGCUGCGAGGCCUUCAGGCACCCAGCACCAACCAGCAGCUGCGGGCAGCUGCCACUGAGGCCUUGGGCGCCCUGUGUCACUUGGCCUCGAAGCAUCCGGAGAACAAGCUCCGCAUCUUCGAAGCUGGCUGCCUGGAGUUGGCGUUCCAAGCACUUGGUUCUUCCACCACGGCGCCAGCGGAGACGGCAGAAGGUGUCGAGGCGUCCGAGGCGACGGAAGUGCCGGAGCCGGAGCUGGCCAUGGCCGCCUGUGGCUUGUUACACAACAUGUCAGUGGAUGCCGCCAUCCGGAGCCAUGUGGUGAAGCUGGGCGGCCGCGCCGCGGCGGAGCGCUUGGCGGCCUCGCACCCGGAGGGCGCCGUGCGGAACUUGGCGAUGCUGCUCUCCAAGACCCUGAAGCCCCGGGAGGAGGCCGCCGGCGAUCCCUUCGGCGCCCUCUUCGCCCAGCGCACGCCGGGCCUGGCGGCGCCGCGGCGCGUGGCCUCCAAGCGCGAGCGGAAGAUCGCCUCGGAGGUCAAGGCCGCAUACGCCCAAGCAGAAGAGCCGCGCUAG